AUGUCGUCGUCUGAUAUUUCGGUUGAUGUUGAUUUACAAGAUACCACAGAAAACGAUCCUUUGGUUCCUGAUGAAUCAAUAACCACUCAUCAUGAGGAACCGCCCUCAACAUGUGCGGAGAAUUUAAGAAAGCCACACUUUCUGUGGAUGAUACUGUUUAGUAUUUCCCUGUCAACUAUUAUUACCUCGACAAUAGCACCUCUUGACAUUAAAUGCUGGGAAUAUUACUCGGAAAAUACUACUUUUUCUUCAAGAUUACCACGUGAGGAAGACUGCAAAAUGCCAGAAGUAUUGGCACUGGCUGCCGGAUGUUUAAAAUUGUAUCAGAUGGUAUCAUAUUUUGCAGCAUUUUUAUCAAUAGGUUAUUUGUCAACACUUUCGGAUUACAAGGGUCGUCGAUUUAUAUUUAAGCUUUCAAUUAUUGGCAUAAUGAUAGCAUACUCCAAUAUUAUUUUCGUGUAUUAUUACUGGAGAAUUGUUAGUAGUAAAUUUUUAUUUCUUGGUGCGAUGAUCGAAGGAUUAUCCGGCGGUAUAAUCGCGAUAAACACUGCGUGUCAUGCUUAUUUAAGCGAUUGCACUAAACCUGAGAAUCGAAGUGUCGCGUUUGGAUUCAUGCAUGCUUUUGCUUUUUGUGGAAUGACAAUUGGACCGACCUUGGGUGGUUACAUAAUAAAAAAGAAUGCGGAAUCGGUUAUAUCAUUAUUUUACAUCGUGCUGUGCGGACUUGUUUUAUUUUUAUUUUUCGUGACGCUCAUCCUGCCCGAAUCCCUUUCAAAAGAAUUACGUCUUCGGAGAUAUGAAUCGUCUUCUUUAUCUACAACAUCGCCAAGGCAAUUAUACUCUUCAUUAACCAUACUUACCCAACCACCGGUGAACGUUAGAGAAGGAAGCUCGUGGAGGGGAAGAAACGCAUUAUAUAUUCUCUCUACCAUUUACUUAAUAUAUAGAUUAUCACAAGCUGGUCAGAAUGAUAUUAUUGUACUGUACACAGCCGAUAAGUUUCAUUGGUCGUUUUUAGAAAAUGGAUAUUUUCUUUCUCUUCAGGCUUUUACUCGUUUUACCGCAUUAAUCUUGCUCUUACCGCUGUGUCGUGUCUUACAAUCCAGAUACCUUUCGUCAAAUUCUCGUGCUCUCGACAUUUUCAUGAUGAGAAUUGGCUUAACCAUGGAAGUGGUUGGUUUUGCACUAUUUGCAAUUGCACCAACACCGAAUAUGUUUUAUUUUGCUUGCGUGAUUAAUAGUUUGGCCACUUUAGCAUCCCCAGCAAUUAGAAGCUUAUUUACGACUUUCGUAUUACCCACACAAGCAGGUCAAAUAUUGGGAGCCCUGAGUGUUAUUGAAAGCGUGGGAAGUGUAUUAAGUCCGUUCUGGAUGAAUUCGUUGUAUAGUUGGUCUGUUAGAGAAGGAUUUUCGGAGUCGGUUUUUUGGGCAAAUUCCAUCUUAUUUGUUGUCAGUACUUUUUUGGCAUUUUUCAUUUUGUAG
Messenger RNA from Acaulospora morrowiae, 1482 nucleotides. The record is from the annotation of a GenBank genome assembly. Lineage: Eukaryota; Fungi; Glomeromycota; Glomeromycetes; Diversisporales; Acaulosporaceae.